AUGACAACUUCUCGUGCCUUGAACGCUUUUAUAGCGGCCAAACAAACGUUAUCCUCAUCAGCUAAAACAGGCAGUUCCAAACUUCGGUCACUAUUCCCAAACGCGCAUGGUUUGAGAUUAUCACAUUUAUCGCGGCACAUACUGCCAUAUACAGGAGUGGUAAGUAGUAUCAGACUGGCAAUCAUUGUUACGUUAAUAGUCAUCAAUACUGUGCUGCAAAACAUUGAUCCAUAUCGAAUGGGUUACUUUCCUCAGGAUGAGUCAAUCAAAAAACCAUAUAAGUCAUCCACCAUCUCAAGUACUAUUCUCUACAUAGUAUCUGCACUACUCAUAGUUAUUACGAUUAUUGUGGGUGAGGUGGUUUUUGGUUUGAAAACUUUAAAAACAACACGUCGCAAAAUCCCAGUGAUUUUGUAUCCGAUUUAUGAUUCUCUCAUUGUUGCGUUUUUCGGUUAUUUCGCUACUAUUGGCCUCACAGAUGUAGGAAAAGUUGCUUUUGGUCGCCUACGUCCAAAUUUUGUUGAUGCUUGCCAACCAUCCAACCUCGUAAAUACCAGUUUGGGUUUUAUAAGUGACUAUACUUGUUCAAAGAGUAAUGCAAGACCUCUGAUGAAAUCUUUCCCGUCUGGACACACCUCAGUUGCAAUAUACAGUGCUAUAUUUCUAUGCCUUUAUAUACAGUUACGAUUUGCACAUUAUCGUAUUUUUCCGGGAAUCAGGAUAAUAGUUCAAAUGAUUUUCCUCGCCCUGGGCUUAGUUGUCAGCUAUUCACGCAUCAUAGAUAAUAAACACCAUUGGAGUGAUGUACUUGUCGGCGGAUUGUUGGGAUUCCUGUUGGCGCUGAGUACGCUGUUCUACCUGCCGUACUGUGGAGAUACUGCAAGUUCUUUGCCUACUUUCCGAGAAACUGGAACCACCAGACAGUGUUUCCCUCUGAAUAUGUAUCCUCCCUAUGGAUUGUACAGUAACUCUAAAUAUAUAUUAGCAGUAAAUUCCCUUUUGCAACUAUUUUACUACUAUAUUAGUACUGUAUCAUCAGGUGUCAACAGUUUGGCUAAUGUCUGUCUGGAAGAUAUAAUACGUCCCCUGUAUAUUCAUUGGAAGACUGUGGAUAUUUCAGGAAAAAACAAAUAUCGGAUGGCCUUAUUUUUGGGCCUGUUAUUCGGCAUUUCAACUGUUGGUUUAGCAUUUCUGUUUGCCUUAUCCAGUUCACAUAUUCUACAAAUAUCUUUUGCACUAUUUGGAGCUAUUGGUGGCCCAAUAUUGACUAUUUUCACCAUUGGAAUAUUUAUCCCUUGCAUAAAUGCCAAGGGUGGGCUUUGUGCAUUAGUCGGCAGCUUUAUAUGUGGUAUGUGGAUUUCAUUAGGAGGCACUUUCAGUCGUACAAGAAGCAAUACUCACAUUUUGCCACUCACAGCUGCCAACUGUUCAUUCGAAGUUCUUCAGAAUGUAUCAUUUGCUGCUACUAUGCCAAAUGCCAAAUGGUCAUUUUAUUCUCUGUCAUACCUUUACUAUUCUCUGGCCUGCUUAAUUGUUGGAGUAUUUUUAGGCCUUUUAAUCAGUGCCGUUUCAGGUUUCAACAGUCGGUCUCCGGUGAAUCCUCGAUUAUUGGCUUGGCAAGUGCGUGCUGUAUACAGAUAUUUACCGAAUUUCCUUCCUCCACAAACAGCAGAUGAUCAUCAAUUGCAGGUCACAGAUGCCAACGAAAAUUCACCCAAAUUAGUUGAAGAACAUAAAUUAAAUAAUUCGUAUGAAGAAAAUGGAUUCGAUGUACAAACAAUCAGCAGAAAAUAUCCAUCCAAGGAAGGUGACACACUAGAUGAACAUUUUGUAUCGCAGUAA
Heterobilharzia americana is the source of this 1842-nucleotide messenger RNA. The record is from the annotation of a GenBank genome assembly. NCBI's taxonomy places the organism in Eukaryota, Metazoa, Platyhelminthes, Trematoda, Strigeidida, Schistosomatidae.